Messenger RNA from Thelazia callipaeda (thelaziosis nematode), 564 nucleotides. The record is from the annotation of a GenBank genome assembly. Lineage: Eukaryota; Metazoa; Nematoda; Chromadorea; Rhabditida; Thelaziidae.
AUGGAGUAUAAAUUCUCAGAAGAAAUCGUAACAUAUCCGUUUUUUAUGCAACAUUUGCUGCAAGGCGGUUGUUGGCAACAAGGCAACACUUCAUUGAUGAUAAUGAUAUCAGCUACAUAUGCAGUGCUUAAUAUUUGCUAUUUAUUUAUUGCAACAGUAAUAUGCUUGCCGAAAAGACGAGGGGUUAAAAAGGUAUUGAAAGUGGCACCAUCGCCUAAAAAAUUGCCAUCGCCAUCGCUAUCGCCAACAACUCAAAAAAAAGCAUCACUGAAAACUGCAAAUGCGAAAACUCCUAAAUCUCCAAGCCCUGUAAAAGAAGUGACAGUGGAAAGGAUUGGAGCAGAUACAAAACCAAAAAAGACUGAUAAAUCAAUGAAACGAAAAAUGAAAGAUCCAAAGAAGGAAAAAGUGGACAAGGAGCACGCCCAAGCAACUGAUGAAUUACACAAAGAUUCACAAUUGGCAUUAAAUCAGGACGAAGACAGUGAUGACGAAGAGGAUGACACAAUGAAAGGAAUUGUCUCACUUCAACAAGAUCCUAACGUCAUCUCAAAUCAAGAAUAG